UCCUUUGUUCUCCUCACAGUUUUCAAAACUCCAUUGCUUCAAAUACUUCUCAACAGCUCCCACCUUAAUUUCCUGCAAAUUGAUUAGAAAUGGCAUACAAGAUCAAAGUAUGGUGCUUCCUACUUUUCCUAUUGAAGCUGGUGUCGAAUUUGCAAAAUUGUGCUCAUGCCGCUCCACAGGUGCCUUGUUUUUUCAUAUUUGGAGACUCGUUGGCGGAUAGUGGCAACAACAACCACCUUGUAACAACUUCUAAAGCCAAUUACCGCCCAUAUGGAAUUGACUUCCCUAAUGGAACCACCGGAAGGUUUACCAAUGGCCGAACCACAGUGGAUAUAAUUGGUGAACUUUUGGGGUUUGACCAAUUUAUUCCGCCAUUUGUAACUGCUAGAGGCAGAGACAUAUUGGUUGGUGUUAACUAUGCAUCUGGGGCAGCAGGGAUUCGUGAUGAGAGUGGAAGGGAAUUGGGUGAUAGAAUCAGCCUGAAUGAGCAAUUGCAAAAUCAUGCUGCUACAUUCAAUCGCUCGAUUCAAUUACUAGGGACUGAACAGGCAGCAACAAAUUACCUUAAUAAGUGCUUAUAUUAUGUCAGCUUGGGCACUAAUGAUUACAUAAACAACUACUUCGUGCCUGGUAAUUAUGAAACAAGUCGUUUAUAUACCCAAGAUCAAUAUGCCAAGGUUUUAAUUGACCAGUAUAGUCAGCAAAUAAAGCGUUUGUACCUCUUCGGAGCCAGGAAAAUUGCCUUGCCUGGACUUAUACCAUUAGGCAGCAUUCCUUACGCAUCUUCUACUCUAUGCCUCAAGAAUCUCUCUUGUGUGGCCAAUAUAAACAACGCAGUCCUACCUUUUAACGCAGGACUCUUUUAA
Populus nigra (black poplar) is the source of this 866-nucleotide messenger RNA. Its product is annotated as GDSL esterase/lipase At1g29670-like. The transcript has 4 exons. The record is from RefSeq and is a predicted model, not a curated record. The coding region runs from base 90 to 866 and encodes 258 amino acids. NCBI's taxonomy places the organism in Eukaryota, Viridiplantae, Streptophyta, Magnoliopsida, Malpighiales, Salicaceae. Gene Ontology annotation, molecular function: hydrolase activity, acting on ester bonds.